AUGGUUGGGAAGUCCCUGAUUGCUGGUCUGGUGGUCCUUCUGGUGGCUGCAGUGAGUCUGUUCCUCGGGGUGUUUAUGGGCCUGGGGAGAAAAAACACACCACCCCCUACAGAUCACUUCUACUCAAAGGCUGCUGUGGCUGCUGAUGCUGGGAAGUGUUCAGAAGUGGGCAGAGACAUUUUGAAGAGAAACGGCUCAGCCGUGGAUGCUUCCAUUGCUGCCUUGCUAUGUGUAGGCCUUUUGAACGCUCACAGCAUGGGCAUUGGGGGAGGGCUCUUCUUUGUCAUCUAUAAUGCUUCCACAGGGAGGGUUGAAACUAUUGAUGCGAGGGAGACAGCACCCAUGAAUGCCACUGAGGACAUGUUUGGCAACAACACCAAGCUUUCUCGAACAGGUGGAUUGUCCAUUGCCAUUCCAGGAGAGAUCCGAGGUUACGAGAUGGCACACAAAAGACAUGGCAGGCUUCCUUGGAAAGAGCUGUUUGAGCCCAGCAUUGCUUUGGCCCGUGAUGGUUUUCCCAUAGGAAAAGCCUUGGCUCACGCCAUCUUCAAGAGCAAAGAUUCCAUUCAAGGAGACUCCAACAUGUGUGAGGUGUUUUGUGACUCGCAAAAGAAUAUCCUGAAAGAAAAUGACAUUGUUAGAUUCCCAAAGCUGGCUGAGACAUACCAGAGGAUAGCAGAAGAGGGGCCUGAUGUUUUUUAUAAUGGGACAAUGGCACAGAGCAUCGUUGAGGACAUCCAAGCAGCAGGUGGCAUUAUCACCACUGAUGAUUUGUUGGAGUACCAGCCUGUGCUGAAUGAGAACCCUCUGAAGCUGAACGUUGGGGAAUACACCAUACACGUCCCAGACGCCCCCUCCAGCGGCCCUGUGCUGGCACUCAUACUCAAUAUAGUGGAUGGGUACAACUUCACAGAUACAAGUGUGUCUACAUCUGAGGAAAAAACUCUGACAUACCACCGCAUCGUAGAGGCUUUUCGUUUUGCUUACGCCAAGAGAAGCAGACUGGGAGACCCGCGGUAUCUCAAUAUUACUGACCUAAUCCAGAACAUGACCUCAGACUACUUUGCUGAUAGCAUAAGGAGUAAAAUUACAGAUGACACCACCCAUCCAGACACCUACUAUGAGCCUGAUUAUUUUGUCCCAGACAACCACGGGACAGCUCACCUGUCAGUCAUAGCCGAGGAUGGAAGUGCAGUGGCUGCCACCAGCACCAUAAAUCUAUACUUUGGGUCAAAAGUCAUGUCUCGAUCCACUGGAAUAAUUUUUAAUGAUGAAAUGGAUGAUUUCAGCUCUCCAUACAUGACCAAUGGAUUUGGAAUUCCACCUUCACCCAACAACUUUAUCCAACCAGGCAAGAGGCCCCUCUCUUCCAUGUGUCCUACAAUCAUAUUUGACAAAGAAAACAGAGUUAAAAUGGUUGUAGGAGCAUCUGGAGGCACAAAAAUCACAACAGCCACAGCCUUAGUUAUCCUGAACUCAUUGUUCUUCAACUAUGACCUAAAGAAAGCUGUGACGGAGCCACGAGUUCACAAUCAGCUUAACCCAAACAUGACAGUGGUCGAGCAGGGCUUUGAAAAGAGUGUCAUGGAGGGGCUGGCCCAGAAGAACCAUGUAACACAGCUGCUGAGGACUCCAGACUCUGUGGUCCAGGCUGUGGUGCGGCAGGGAGAACGUCUGUGUGCAGAGUCCGACCCCAGGAAAGGAGGCUAUCCAGCUGGAUACUGAGCAUCGCUUCAGGUUCUUCUCUGCUACCUUCAGCGUAGACAGUCUCCUCAAAGACAGAACUACGAUUUAAAAAAAAUACCUGCACUGAAGACUUGAGCUAUGAUUAAGCUACGGA
Molecule: messenger RNA, 1840 nt
Organism: Melanotaenia boesemani (Boeseman's rainbowfish)
Lineage: Eukaryota; Metazoa; Chordata; Actinopteri; Atheriniformes; Melanotaeniidae
Gene: ggt1a
Product: gamma-glutamyltransferase 1a
Exons: 12
Coding region: 1-1725 (574 amino acids)
Biological process (GO): peptide modification; regulation of immune system process; regulation of inflammatory response
Cellular component (GO): plasma membrane
Molecular function (GO): glutathione gamma-glutamate hydrolase
Source: RefSeq, a predicted model, not a curated record